Molecule: messenger RNA, 2020 nt
Organism: Cimex lectularius (bed bug)
Lineage: Eukaryota; Metazoa; Arthropoda; Insecta; Hemiptera; Cimicidae
Product: cleft lip and palate transmembrane protein 1-like protein
Exons: 12
Coding region: 364-1893 (509 amino acids)
Cellular component (GO): membrane; endomembrane system
Source: RefSeq, a predicted model, not a curated record
GACCUGUGUCUCUAUGUCGUUUGACACAUCUUUCCCGUAUUCAUUUGUUCUGUUCGUUUAUUGCCGAUCGGCAGAGCUCGAUUUAGUCCAUAUUAUACCAAAAACAUGAAAAGUCCCAAAAUAUGACCAGCGAUUUCAUUUAAUAACAGCCCGUAGUCAUAAUAAUUUCGUUCGGAUGCUGUUGGCAGAAAUAGGCUAGUAGCCGGUUGACAGCCGGAACGCCCAGCGCGAUAACUGCCACGAAACAAUUUACAUAAAUUUGUUAAGAGUUGGAUUUUGUUCGCGGCUCGUGUCGAUUUGGAUUGUUAAACAAUAAAAAAAAUUGUCUCGGCGGAAUAGAACGUACAUUCCCACAUAAUCAAGAUGCAAUUUUCUUUAACUUCCGUUUUGUCGGUCGCCUUCAUCGGAUGGGUGCUCCACUCCGUCAUAUCGUUGGUCUUCUUCGUCUCGCCUCCUGCCUGCCGACCCGGCGAGAAAUGUUACUAUUAUUUCACGAAAACUCAACCAAACCUACAAAUGGUGGGUUUCAUUUCCGACAGAGUACAGCCAGCGCAAAGAAAUGUUCACGAGGCUGUCCGAGUUGAUAAUUUUGAUCCAAAUGAAUCAUGGGAAAGAUCAUUUAACAUAACAAUACCAGAAACUACAAGAAACAAUGGAACUCUGUUUUUGCAUGCUUUUAUAUUUUACGCUGAGAAAAAGAUUCCAACAUUCCAAGCUGCUGUACAAAAUUACUACAGAAUCUAUUCAAUUUUUCCAUUGGUUCAGUACCAAGCCCCCAGCAUGAAUGUAGAUCUAUUGAAAGGGAAAAUUCCACAAGAAAAAGUAGACCCAAUCAGUCAUCUAAAACAAGAGGCAACAUUCAAUAUUGUCACUGGUAUUGACGGGCUGCCGCCACAUGGUAACUACUCCCCAGAAUUAAUACCAUUUAUAAGGCUGGGUGCGAAAAAGGAGAUACUUCCAAUAAUGGAUUUUGAUUAUUUUAGCGAUCGGCUGGAAAUAUUAACACCAGUCCCUAAAGGUGAAGCUUCAAUUAAAUUAAAAUAUUCUCCAAUCAACAUUGGAAAGUUCAGGUUAAGACUGCAAGCAAGGAUUGCUUUUGAAUCGCUGAAAGUUUACGGGUUCUCUGAUAAAGAUAUAGACCAGGUUAAAAGCGUAUUUUCUGGGACAAGUAUAUAUUUUUUUGGUUUCACCGUGUUUAUCUCUUCAAUCCAUUUCCUUCUUGAAUUCUUGGCUAUGAAAAGCGAUGUCAAUUUUUGGAACUCUAAAAAAAAUUUCGUAGGCCUCUCGGUGAAAACAGUGUGUUGGAGAGCCUUCAGCCAAAUAGCCAUCUUUUUGUAUUUGAUCGAUGAAGAAACUUCUUUGAUUGUUAUAAUACCAAUGGGAUUUAGCACUCUAAUUGAGUUUUGGAAACUUAACAAAGUAAUGCCUUUCGAUUGGAAGAGGUUAAGAUUCAAGAAAGUAAAAAGAACAGCAGAAGAGCAGAUGACAAUGGAUUUUGAUAAAGUGGGAAUGAAAUAUCUGAUGUACUUAUUAUACCCUCUUUGUGCCUCAGGAGCUGUUUAUUCGUUAUUCUUUUUGCAACAUAAGAGUUGGUAUUCAUGGAUUAUUCACAGUGUCGUCAAUGGAGUUUAUGGAUUUGGGUUUUUGUUUAUGCUUCCUCAACUAUUCAUUAAUUAUAAACUCAAAUCAGUCGCUCAUCUCCCUUGGAGGACAUUUAUGUACAAGGCUUUUAAUACAUUCAUCGAUGAUCUUUUCGCUUUUGUCAUCGACAUGCCUAUAGCCCAUCGUCUGGCAUGCUUUAGAGACGACAUUGUGUUCCUAAUAUAUCUUUAUCAGAGAUGGUUAUAUCCUGUCGACCAGACGCGAGUUGACUCUACUCUUGUAGACGAUUAAUAAAAUUUUGUGCAAUUUUUUACAUUUCAGUAUGAGUGACACUCAUAAUAAACAUUUGAUUGUGAUUCCCUUAAAAAUAAGUUAAAAUAUUUUUGUUAUUUGAAAUAAAAAUCUUUAGUAUAAUUGA